AUGACAUCAGUGUUCAACACCCAUGCUUCACUGCCGUACAACCAUGACUUAUUUGAAAGUCUUAUUGUAAAGAAAAUGGGCAUGGAAACAGCACUCUCUUCGGCAAACGAUGGUCCGGCAUACGUAACACAUGUCCCAACCAACGCACUUCUGGUGCUGGACACAUUCUUUAAUGGAAACAGGAGGACGAUUAGGGUCCUCAACCAAAGCCUUUGGCUCAAAAGCCUAACCGCAAGGCAGCGGUGUUUGGCGGGAAAUGCAAAUGCAUUACCAUUUCUACGGAACAAGUCGCCACAUGUUCCAACCCCCAACCUGGAGGGCCAGGAGACUGUGUUCGUCAGACCCCUAACCAUUGACCAACCUGGUGUGAGAGACUCUUCUCGAGAAAGAGUUGGUAGGGUGAUCACUAUCGAUCCGAGAACACCUUCGGUACCCGAAACCGAUCCAUCUGAUGUUGCGAUUUCCGCCACACGCAAUCAAGAUGACAAACCAGUUGCAUUCUUCUCACGUACACUGCCCGUCAGCGGAAAACCCCAUUCCGCUAUUCAGAAAGAAGCGUGCGCAAUUGUCGAAGAGUACGCAAAUGGAGGCAUUACCUACUCGGGACCCAUUUCAAGAUUAUAA
This is a messenger RNA of Opisthorchis viverrini, 624 nucleotides long. RefSeq lists its product as hypothetical. The record is from RefSeq and is a predicted model, not a curated record. The coding region runs from base 1 to 624 and encodes 207 amino acids. Lineage: Eukaryota; Metazoa; Platyhelminthes; Trematoda; Opisthorchiida; Opisthorchiidae. The transcript has 3 exons.